Molecule: messenger RNA, 747 nt
Organism: Lolium perenne
Lineage: Eukaryota; Viridiplantae; Streptophyta; Magnoliopsida; Poales; Poaceae
Source: RefSeq, a predicted model, not a curated record
AUGUAUGGCUGUGCUUAUCUUUUGUCUCUAGUGCUGAUCUACAUCUCCUCCAAAUUCCGCCGUCAAAUUCCUUGUAUUUCGCUCAGAAUCGACGAUUUUGUGAGCCAAUUUCCGCUGCGUGUUCGUCCUGUUCAUCCAGUUCGUGUUCGACCGGCACUGCCGGCCCGGCCACCAUCACCAAGCCACCGCGCGCAUCCGCAGCAAGAGCGCCACCUGCGCCUCCCCGCCUGGACCCACCAGCACUCGCCUGCACGCCCCAACGCGCCCGGGCGCCCGCGGCAGCCAACCACCAGCCGCCCGCCCGCCACGGCCAACGCCACGCGCGCCCACCCACGCCGAGCACGCCCGCCCGGCCGCAUCACGAGCGCGCAGCACCGCCACCAAGCGCCUCCGCCACCAGCACCGCUCGCCCCGCCCAGCCUAGGCCCAAGGCCCCGCUCCCCUCCACGCCGCUGCAGGCCACCACCGCCAUCCGCUGCCCCCGCACAGCCCCGCCUGGCCCACUCGCUCGCCGCCGGCCCAAGCACGCGCCACCACCUUGAUUCCGUUCUGCUCAAGCCGCCGGCCAAGCCCAUCACCCGCGCAGAAUCCACCAAGCAUCACCAGCUCGCGCUCGAUUUUCAUCUGCCGGCACUGCCGUGCUGCUUCAACCAGCACUGCCGCACGCGACACUCCGGCACUGCCGGCCAUAUCACAGCGGCACUGCCGCCCAUGUCCAUCCGCUGUUCAAGUUUCAGCUCACUUUGA